AUCAAGUCUAGGCUCUCUUUGGCCCCCACGUUGUAUAUCGACAGAUUUUCCACAGCAAAGAAAGAGAAAUCUAGAGAGAGAAAGCGAAAGAGAAAGAAACUUCCCCCCCGAGAGACGAAGAAUAUCAGAACAAACGGACGGACGAUUGUUGAUACCCUAAUUCGCCUAGGGCACCACACAUCAUCACAGCUCUGAUCUGGUUUUUUUCGAAACCUUAGAAAUCUCAAAUCCUCAAGCUCUCUAUUCGCUUCGUGUUUAUUGUGAAACCCUAGGUUUAUUGAAUCGUUCGGGGGUUGUGCCCCAUGCGAUUGUGUUGUGGAUUUUCAUGCCGCCGGCGCCGGAACCAGUGCCUUGGGAUCGGAAGGACUUCUUCAAGGAGAGGAAGCACGAGAGGUCGUCGGACUCCUUAGGGUCUGUGUCCAGAUGGAGAGAGACUCCUCACCACCGCGAGUUCCGCAGCAGACCUCCAGGUCACGGAAAGCAGGGUAGUUGGCACAUGUAUCCUGAAGAAUUUGGCCAUGGGUUUACACCAUCUCGGUCGAAUGAGAAGAAUCUGGAUGACGUGGGCUGCCGGCCAUCUGGGUCUCGUGGAGAUGGAAAUGCUGAUGUGAAUAGCAGGGAAUAUAGGGUGUCCUUCAGCCAGAAGGAUUGGAAAGGUCACUCCUGGGAAAACGGAAAUGGUUCAUGGCCGUUUGCUCCUGGCGGGCCGCUUGACGUGAGUUAUCAGAGGUCAGUCGAUGAUAUGUUAACAUACAAUUCUCAUCCUCAUUCUGACUUUGUAAACACAUGGGAACAACUUAACUUUAAAGAUCAGCAUGAUAAGAUAGGUAGUGUCAAUGGGUUGGGCACAGGCCAGAGAUUUGACAGAGAAAAUUCGAUGGGAUCGAUCGAUUGGAAGCCUCUUAAAUGGACUCGUUCAGGGAGCAUGUCGUCGCGGGGUUCGGGAUUCAGUCAUUCAAGCAGCUCAAAGAGCAUGGGAGUGGAUUCUGGAGAAGCGAAAGUUGAGGUGCAGGUCAGGAAUGUUACCCCUGUGCAGUCCCCUUCAGGGGAUGCUGUUGGGUGUGCGACAUCAGCUGCUCCAUCGGAAGAAGCAAGUUCCAGGAAGAAGCCUCGGCUUGGCUGGGGUGAGGGGCUGGCUAAGUAUGAGAAGAAGAAAGUUGAAGGCCCUGAUGAUAGUGCAACCAAACAUGGAAUGGUUGUUUGUGGUAACAUAGAAACUUUGCAUUCUCAUAUCUUAAAUUUGUCUGAUAAAAGCCCUAGAGUUACAGGAUUAUCAGACUGUGCUUCCCCUGCUACGCCCUCGUCGGUUGCUUGCAGUUCCUCACCAGGGGAGGAUAAACCAUUUGCCAAGGCAGCGAAUAUUGAUAAUUAUACUAGUAAUUUAAGCAGUUCACCAAGGCUCUUUUCUCAGAAUAUUGUUGAGGGGACAGAUUUUAAUUUAGAGAAUUUGGAGCUUACUCCAAUUGCUAAUUUAAGCUCCUCGAUUGGUGAAUUGCUUCAAUUUGAUGAUCAAGGCUCAGUGGAUUCUAGCUUUCUGAGAUCAACUGCUAUGAACAAGUUGCUGCUAUGGAAGGGUGGCAUUUCAAAGGCAUUGGAGAUGACUGAAUCUGAAAUUGAUUUGCUUGAAAAUGAAUUGAAGUCGUUGAUAUCUAAGUCUGAAGACAUUUGUCCUUGUCCGGCAGUAAUCAGUUCUUUGCAAAGGGAAUGUCGAGCAACACCUUGUGAAGAACUAGUUGUUACCACUGAUGCGAUUCCUCGACCUGCUCCCUUGCUGCUUGUUUCUUCUGGAGAUAUGAUUGUGGAGAAGGCAGUUGGUGGCUUCAAAGAACAUGGACAAGUUAAAGAUGAGGAUGUAGAUAGUCCGGGCACUGUAACAUUUAAAUUUGUUGACCCACUUUCUUCAGCUGAGGCUGUUACCCUGUCUGAAUCAGUGAAGCAUGGUGAGAGCUCUGGUGAUUUGGAUGCUCGUAAAUCUGGAAAGCAGGAGGUGAAUGGUUCCAAUGAGGAAAAGAUUGAAGGCUUAUCUGCUUGUGAGGGUGGUGGUCAACUGACAACUAGCAGGAGUUGUGCUGCUCCUGUUGUUACAAGUUUAUGUCGCGACAGAGAGGACACAUUGUAUGAUCUAAUACUGGCGUCCAACAAAGAUUCUGCAAAUAGAGCUUCCGAAGUAUUUAAUAAGCUAUUGCCAUCUGGUCAAUGUCAUAUUGAUAUUUUUAGAACCACCAGCAUCUCCAGCUUGCAGAAUGAUCCACUGAUUGAGGAAAAGUUUGCAAAGAGGAAGCGAUUUUUAAGAUUUAAGGAGAGAGUUAUCACCCUCAAGUUUAGGGCAUUUCAACACCUUUGGAAGGAAGAUAUGCGAUUGCUUUCUAUAAGGAAAUAUCGAGCAAAAUCUCAGAAAAAAAUGGAACUUUGUUCGCGUUCGCCGUAUAAUGGCUAUCAAAAGCAUCGGUCCUCCAUUCGUUCUCGUUUUUCUUCUCCUGGUGGGUAUUUGAGCCUAGUUUCUACGACCGAGAUCAUUAAUUUUACAAGUAAGCUGCUUUCAGAUUCACAGGUCAAGCUUUGCAGGAAUCACCUUAAAAUGCCAGCCUUGAUAUUGGACAAGGGGUCGAGCUUCAUUUCAAGUAAUGGCUUAGUUGAAGAUCCCUGUGCUGUUGAGAAGGAAAGGGCUACGAUUAACCCUUGGACAACAGAAGAGAAGGACAUUUUCAUGGAUAAACUUGCCACUUUUGGGAAAGACUUCGGAAAGAUUGCUUCUUUUCUUGAUCACAAGACAACUGCAGAUUGCAUUGUGUUCUACUAUAAAAACCACAAGUCAGAUUGUUUUGUUAAGAUAAAGAAGUCGGAGUUUUCUAAGAAAGGAAAGUCCUGGUCUAAUAAUAACUACCUGGUCACAUCAGGGAAACGGUGGAAUCGUGAUACAAAUGCUGCAUCCCUUGAUAUGUUGGGUGCUGCUUCAGCUAUUGCAGCUAAUGCCGAUGAUGGUAUGGAAAAUCAGCAGAAAUGUACAUCAAGGUUCUUAAGGGGGGUCACUAGUAAUUAUAGAGCAUCACAAGGUGAUGAUGGCAUGUUAGAGAGGUCGGGUAGUCUUGAUAUCUUCGGUAAUGAAAGAGAAACUGUGGCUGCUGAUGUCUUGGCAGGUAUAUAUGGUGCAAUAUCGUCAGAAGCAAUGAGUUCUUGCAUCACAAGCUCUGUUGACCCAGGAGAGAUCUACCGAGACCAGAAGUGGCAAAAGGUCGGUUCUUUGAUGAGAUGGCCUUUGACACCUGAGGUUACACAGAACGUCGACAACGAUACUUGUUCAGAUGAGAGUUGUGGGGAGAUGAUGGAUCCUACUUACUGGACAGACCAGGAAAAGUCUAUUUUCAUACAGGCUGUGUCGUCUUAUGGUAAAGAUUUCACAAUGAUCUCAAGGUGUGUGAGAACAAAGUCCAUGGAUCAAUGCAAGGCCUUUUUUAGCAAGGCUCGGAAGUGCCUUGGACUGGAUACAAUUGGUCCUAGGUCUGGCAAUGAAGGAAUGCCAAGAAAUGAUGAUACUAAUGACAGUGGGAGCGACAAUGAAGACGCUUGUGUUAUGGAGGCUGGUUCAGUUACUUGCAGUCAGAAAUCGGGGUCUAAAAUAGUCAAGGACAUGAUGCUCUCUGAUUUGAAUGUAAACCAUUUUGAAUCCGAUCCUGCAGAGAUCAUGAACACACAGGCUGAUAUAAACAGAUCAGAGAACAAUGGGACAGGAGAAAUUUAUUGUGAAGAUCCUGAGCUUCAGUCACAGAAUAUGGUUACUGAUGAAAAGCAGGCAGAGGGUAAACCAAAGUCAGAUUUUGAUGGCAUUAUUAAGAUGGAAAAUAAUGUCAAUAGUGUUCUUGUGUCUCCGGAUACUGAAGCUGGAGGAGAUGAAGCUAAUGCUGAGUGCACGACUGCUGGAGAAUCAUUAUUGGCUAAAGAGGCCAAUGAUCAUGGCAUAUCUGUGUCUGGUGCAGAGGGUGAUGCCAAAGCUGUAGAUCUGGAACUGGAGGGCCAACAAACGGCAUCAGAGAACGAUUUGAAUGAUAAGCAGGAGGAAAAUGGGCAUUCGAAUACAAGUGGCCCGAGUGAUUUAAAUUGCUCUGACCAAGACUUGCAUACGAACAAAAACGCUUCCAUUCUUGCUGCAGAUACAAUUGCUCCUUUGGAAUUUGAUGUUGACCACAAACAAAAGAAGAUUGCCCUGGAGUUAAAUCCUCCACCAGAGCCUCAUGCCAUUUCCUUGGAGCACAAUGUUUCUCUCGUAAAUGUGAAAACUUUCAACACAGAUGUGCCAUUAAGACUGGAUUUUGAAAAGGUCAGCGACAAGCCGUGUCAAAAAUCAGCUGGUGUGGAUGAUUAUAACCAGCAUCAGUCUGGCCAUUCUGUAUUGGGGUGUACAGACUCCUCUCAGAUUCUCAGGGGAUAUCCAUUACAGGUGUCUAUGAAGAAAGAGAUGAAUGGGGGUAUUGAUAUUGAUGUCGAUUCCAAGAAACUGGCUCCACUUCAAAGCCUCUCGAAGAUUGAAAGAAAUUUCCAUGCUGAUGUGUAUUUAUCGCAGGAAUGUUUUCUUCAGAAGUGUAACAGUUCAAAAGCACAUAGUUCAGUAGCCCAGCUUCCAUUCCUGUCCCAAGAACAAAAAAGCGAUCAUUCUAAACCCCCUUCAUGGAGGAGUUCGUCAGGCACGGAAAAACCAUCCAGGAAUGGUGAUGUGAAACUGUUUGGUCAGAUUUUGACUCACCCGUCAUCUCAUCAAAAACAGAAUGAAGAUAAGGGGGUUCAAAAUCCUAAGUUGAGCAGUCAUAAUUCGAACCCGUCAUCUCAUCAAAAACAGAAUGAAGAUAAGGGGGUUCAAAAUCCUAAGUUGAGCAGUCAUAAUUCGAACCUGAAAAUCAAUGGUACAGAUUCAAAUUCAGUUCCAGCAAAGCUUGACCAGAAUAAUCAUCUGGGAAUUGAGAAUGUGCCCACGAGGAGUUACGGCUUCUGGGAUGGUCAUAGAAUACGGACUGGAUUUUCGACUUUACCGGACUCGGGUAUCUUAUUGGCAAAAUAUCCGGCUGCCUUCAGUAAUUACCCUACUUCGUCGUCUAACAAGGAUCAUCAGCAGCCAUUGCAUUUGGCCGUGAAGAGUAAUGAAUGCAAUUCGAAUGGUGUAACGGUUUUUUCUAACAGAGAGAUAACUAGCAGCAAUGGUGUGGCAGAUUAUCAGUUCUAUAGGAGGAGCCAAGAGGGUGGUGCUAGAAUGCAGCCAUUUAAAGUCGAUAUGAAGCAGCGACGAGGAGAAAUGUUGUUCUCGGAGAUGCAAAGACGGAAUGGGUACGAGGCUGUCUCGAGUAUACAACAACAGGGUAGGGGUGGGAUGGUUGGAAUCAACGUUGUGGGGAGAGGGGGGAUUCUUGUUGGCGGAGCGUGCACCACCAGUGGUGUUUCGGACCCUGUGGCAGCGAUCAAAAUGCAUUAUGUGAAAUCCACCGAACAGUUUGGUGGUCAGACGGGUGGCAUUAUCAGAGAGGAGGAAUCUUGGAGAGGUAAGGGGGAUGUAGGGAUGUAGAAAUUUGGACUCUGCGGCAAAUUGUUUAUUUGUCGUCUUGUACAAUAGUUUUUGUAACUUCAUUUGCGGGAGCAAAAUUGUUAGGGCAGUGGACGGGUUGGGUCUCCUGUAUCCGUCAUUUUUAUUUUUUUUGGAAUUUUAGAUGGUUGCAAUAGUUUAGUUCAGCUUUGUAUUUGUUGUAUUUGGUGGAUAAUACAGGAAUAAUCUGUCAAAGGUUUGGGUGGAGGUGAGCAAGCUGGGUUUAUGUGCAUUCAA
Molecule: messenger RNA, 5803 nt
Organism: Camellia sinensis
Lineage: Eukaryota; Viridiplantae; Streptophyta; Magnoliopsida; Ericales; Theaceae
Source: RefSeq, a predicted model, not a curated record